GGGUCUGAUCUUUAGUUGAAUUGAGUUGAACUGGCUGUUGGCUGCACUAGUUCAGAGUUUAUCUUUCUCUUUUCAACGUGGAGAGAAAAAGAUAAACUCUGAACUAGUGGUGCAGCCAGUUCAGCUCAAUUCAGCUAUAAAGAACAAAGCCAUUGCGAGUAUAUUCUCAAGCAUUCUAGCAUUUCUAGUCAUUCCCGGCGCCGAGGCCGAAUGAAGCCUUGUGUACAUACAUACGUCUUCGCGAUUUACACCAUGUUUAACAUGCGGCGAUUUUAUUGCGGACUCUGAUCCGAUUGUGAUAUUCGCGAUAUAAUCUAUCAAUAUUUCUUCUAUCAAUCUCAUUGAUAAUUCGGCGAAAGUUUCCGCUAUUAUUUUCCUCGCUCUUUUCUUCAUAAAUUUGCAAAACAAAAAAUAAAAGAGAAAGUCGAUACAAUGGUGAAAUAUUAUGAAAACAUCACAAUCUUUCAUUUCGAUUGGACUCAAGUCGUUCGAGGAUUCUUUCAAAGGUAUCCAAAUCCACAUAGUUCGCACGUUCUCACCGAGGAUACAAUCUCCAGAGAAAUUAGAAAUGGAAAGCUUUAUUCCAAACGAUUAUUGACAAAAACCAAUAGGGUACCCAAAUGGGGAGAAAGAUUUAUCAGCAAAAAUAUUGUCAAAAUUGUAGAGGAAAGCAUUGUUGAUCCAGAAGCAAAAACUUUGACUACUUACACAAGAAAUUUGGGUUACACCAAAGUUAUGAGCAUUGUUGAAAAAGUAGUUUAUCAGACCUCUGAUGAAAAUCCAGAAUGGACAGUUGCAAAGAGAUCGGCAUGGAUUGACAGUCAAGUCUUUGGUUUCAGCAGGGCAAUUCAAGCAUUUGGAUUAGAUCGAUUUAAGAAAAACUGUACCAAGAUGUCGGAAGGCUUUAAUUAUGUCCUUACAAAUAUGUUUCCUCAUACAGCUCAAUUUCUAAAUCCGAAACUUUCUCAGACGAGUUUUUCUAUGCAAGCUGGCCGUAGCACCAUGGACGACAAUCUCACGACAAAGCCGAGUCUCGCGGAAGAUUUGCAGCACUCUCUACAGGGUAAAGCAGAAAAAAUGAAAGACGCUGCUAAAAAAGCGACAGAUUUGGCAAAACAAAAGGCAAGACCAAUAUAUGCAGCUUGUCAAUCAAACCAGUCAUAAAUCUUUGUGUACUUUGCGAAAUGCAAUCACCGUGUCGGUGAAUGUAAAUAAUAUCGCUUAGCGAUAGAAAUGUUCACCAAUAAUACUAUAUUAUUGUGAUGUAUCUUAAGUGAAACAAUGAUAUAACUUUAACAAUUAAUCCGAGAUUGCAAUAAUUGUAUAUUACUCAAAUAAUACAUGAUUCGAUGACAAUUAAGGUAAAAGAUUAGGAAAUUGGUAUUAAACAACAAAAGUUGAAGUUUAAAGUUUAUAUAAUUUACUGAACUUGAAAACACAAGGUUUUCAGAGUCAUAGCUGUUACAUGCGUAAAAUUUAAGAGAUAUAAAAAAUUUUUAGAUGUGUACAUCUUAUCAUUCCUUUUAACUGCCAAAUUGUUAAUAGUGAGCUAUCAGAUAUAAUAUAUAUAUGUUUGAAUAUGUAUUAAAUUAUAUAAUUCUCUUUUUACACACAAAAGACUAUUUUCUGGUUCGUUAAUAAUUUGCGAACAAUGUAUUUCUUUACGUAAAAUAUUUAGUAAAAAAGCAUUUUGAGAUGUUCAAUCAAUAUAUAUAUAUAUGUAUGUAUGUAUGUUAUGUAUGUAGUGUUUAUUUGUGUGUGUAUGUAUCCCAUAAAUAUCUGUACAAACUUGCAAUUGAUAAUUAUAUAAAGCAGAGCAUUUUGUAUUAAUAGUUAUUAAUAUAUCAAUGGAAGCAAUUAUAAACACAUUCAAAGGAAUAAUUUUAUAUAUUUUUUUUUCUUUUUAAUUAAUAUUAAAUAUUUUAUAAAUUUUUUGUGUGGAUAGAUGUAUGUGCGUUAAUGCGGAGUUAUAGUGUAUUGAUCAAUGCAAGUAAAAGAGUUGAUUUCACUUACAAGUUCAUCUUGUGGAUGUACUCAUUUAUCAUAGUUUCAAGAUAUAUUUUGUUGUGCUAUAUAUAUAUAUUUAAGUGCUUUUUAUCAUAGAAUAUGCUCAUUUAUUGUAAAAAAUCACAUUAUUUUUAAUGUUUAGAUUAUUGUUAACUCAUUUUUACACAUGUACAUUUUUCAACGAGUUAAUACAAUUAAUAAUAAUUGCUAUUGAUCAUUUUGGCAAUCAAAUGAAAUAUUCGAAGUUUUAUGAAUGAUAUUUUCCUGUUCUUAUUAGGUAAAAUGUAUAAAAUAAUUAAAUUAGAUUGUAUUAGAGAGAUUUGAACAGAUUUAAAUGUAUUCAAUGUAAAAAGCAUUAUUUAGUACUUUUUACAAUUUAUUUACAGCGAUAAACAAUGCUAAUAAGAUUACUAUAUAUAGAUAUAUAUGUUCAAAAUAUUAUAAUAUCUAAUAUGUAUGUAUAUCAAUAUAUACACUUUACAUAUUUUGUUUACACAUUCACAACAUUUGAAUAUGCAAUGUAAUAUAUAUGUCGCAAAGUUACCAAAAUAAUAAGCUGACAA
This is a messenger RNA of Formica exsecta, 2570 nucleotides long. It is a transcript of the gene prel, whose product is annotated as PRELI domain-containing protein 1, mitochondrial. Bases 433 to 1164 code for a protein of 243 amino acids. Gene Ontology annotation, biological process: phospholipid transport. The record is from RefSeq and is a predicted model, not a curated record. Gene Ontology annotation, molecular function: phosphatidic acid transfer activity. Gene Ontology annotation, cellular component: mitochondrial intermembrane space. NCBI's taxonomy places the organism in Eukaryota, Metazoa, Arthropoda, Insecta, Hymenoptera, Formicidae. The transcript has 3 exons.